UCAGCCCCAGCUCCGCUCUCCCAACCCCCCCCCGGCAGUUCCGGAUGGACAAACUCCGCUUUUCCCCAAAAUCCCAGGCUCGGUUUAGGAAAAGCUCGGGCGUGGGGCCGGGAUUAACAAAAAAACGCAAGAGGGCACAAUGCGGUCCGGCCAGGAGGGGAGCGGCAGGAAAUAUUUCCAUUUUAUUUAUUUAUUUAUUUUUUUUUUUUUUUUCUGAACCGCGGAGCUUUUGCGGCGCCGAGAAAAGGGGGAGACGCGGAGCGAGGCUCGGGCUGGGGCUGGCAGCGCCAAAUUAGCCAAAGCCAAGUUGGCAAAAGCCAUUUCUCCUCUCGGGGCCAGCCCAGCCCGGCCACGGCUCCUCCCGGCAAAACUUCGCACGGAAAACUUUUAAUUUCAUUUUUUUCCCCUCCUCUUUCCCCCUCCCUGUCUCGCUCAGCUCCGCGGCGAAACCCUCGGACAUUUCAGGGCGGUUUAACUCGCCGGGUUAAAGUUUGGCCAGCGCGAGUGAUUAACUUUUUAAAUUUUUUUUUUUUUUAAUUAUUAUUUUUGCUGUUUUUCCCCCUCUCCGCUCACUUCCAGCGAGUUUCCACGCGCGUUUUAUGGGCGCAAAGAUCAAAAUUUCGGCGCUCGCACCCCCGCGCCGAUCUCGGGGGGAGGGAGGGAGGGAGGAAGAGGAGGAGGAGGAGAAGAAGGAGGAGGAGGAGGAGGGGGGACCGCACAUUUAUUUAUUUCUGGAGCUCGCAGCGCGCCGGGAGGACUCUUCUUUGGGCAGAGAUUUUAUAUUUGGUUAAGGGGGUGCUUUUCUGUUGUUUAAAAGGGAGGGAAAAAGGAGGGGGGGGUGUGGACGGUUUGUUCUUGGGGGUCCCUGGUGCAAUCUCAGCUCCUCAUGGGUGCUAUUUUGCAACCUCAGGCGCCUGCUAUUGGUCAGCCCGUGAUCAGAUGGUUGUAUUUCCUUGUGUCCCUCGCUGGCACCACGCCAUCUCCCUUCAGCUAAAACCCAAUCUCCGAUAUACCACUAAUAGCUAAACCACUUGGACUAUAAAACACAACAAAUCAUAAAAAGCCCGGGCAAAAAAAAAAAAAAAGGAAAAAAAAGAAAAAAAAAAAAAGGAAAAAAAAAGGCAAACGGCAACAACAAAAAAAAAGGGGAACGGCGCGCACACACACCACCAGCAAAAAACUACAAAAAAACCACAGAAAGAGGAAAAAUAAGGAGGGAAAAAAAAAAAAAAAAAGGGAAAGGGGGAAUAUUUUUUUUUUUUUCUCUCUCUCUCCUUUCCGAUGAGUUCUUAUUUUGUCAACUCGACGUUCCCGGUGAGCCUGGCGGCGGGGCAGGAGCCCUUCCUGGGACAGAUCCCGCUGUACCCCUCGGGCUACGCGGACCCUCUGCGGCACUACGCGGGCGCCUAUGGAGCCGCGGGCGCGCAGGACAAGUUCUCCUCCUCCUCCUCCUCCUCCUCCUCCUCUGCCUACUACCAGCAGAGCCCGGCGGCGUUCGGCGGCCGCGGCCCCGCCUGUGACUACGGGCCCGGCGGCUUUUUCAGGGACAAGGAGCCCGCGUGUGCCCCCGGCAGCCUGGAGGAGCCGUUCGGGCCCGAGGCGCGCAAGGACUGCGCGCAGGGCAAAAGCGCCUUCGGAGAGAGCGAGGAGCAGAAGUGCUCGGCGCCGGUUUACCCCUGGAUGCAGCGGAUGAACUCGUGCAAUAGUUCUUCCUUCGGGCCCAGCGGCCGCCGAGGCCGCCAGACCUACACCAGGUACCAGACCCUGGAGCUGGAGAAGGAAUUUCACUUCAACCGGUACCUGACCCGCCGCAGGAGGAUCGAGAUCGCGCACUCGCUGUGCCUGACCGAGCGCCAGAUCAAAAUCUGGUUCCAGAACCGCCGCAUGAAGUGGAAAAAGGAGAACAAACUGCUCAACUCCUCGCAGCUCAGCGCCGAGGAGGAGGAGGAGAAAGCGGCAGAGUGAAGAGGGAAAAAUAAGAAAGAAAAAAAAAAAAAAAAAAAAAAAAAAAGAGGGAGGAAAAUUGGGAAAAAAAAAAAAAAAAGUGUUAUUUAAAACGCGCAAAAAAAGAGAAAUUUUCGGUUUAGGGAGAGUGAGAGGUGAGGGGGGUGUGGGUGGGUGUGAGGAGAAUCCCGCACACAAAGUUUGGGUCAUCAACGCCCCUGGGCUCCAAUUCCCGAUGAUUUUGUCCAGGGACAAACAAACCAACAAAAAAUCCCACCAAAAACCUGAUUUUGUCCAGAAACAACAAAAAAAAAACCCCACAAAAUUCCGGCUUCUAAUCCCGUUCUGAAUUUUUUUUUUUUUUUUUUUUUUUUGGCCCUUCCUGCUCCUCCCUUUCCCUCCAGCUCCACACCCCCCUCUCAUGGAAUAAUAAUAAUAAUAAUAAUAAUUAAAAAGUGAAGAGAUGGAGAGACAGAGAGAAGGAGGGAAAGGAAGGGAAAGUGUAAAAAGCAAAAAAAAAAAAAAAAAGAGAAGAGAAAAAAAAGAAAAAAGCAAAAAAAAAAAAAGAAAAAAAAGGACUCUUAGCCGUGUUUCUACCCUUGGUGUCACUGUUAGUAAUCUGCUAACUCUUGUAUUUAAUGGAAGUGCUGCAAUAUUUGUCAUUUGGGGUGUUCAUUGUCCUAAUUUUGUAAAAAUGUUUCAUGCACGGUUGACAUAAGUUGUUUUUUUUUUAAAUUUUCCCUUUUUUUCUUUUUUUUUUGCUUUUUACACUGUCCCUUUUUUAAAUUUUUUUUUUUUUUUUCCUUCCUUUGGUAAAUUAAUCAAGCCCUAGGGUUCUUUGUAAUUAGUUUUUGGGGUGUUUUGUUUUUCUUUUGGCCUUUUAAUUUUCUGUUUGGAAAAAAAAAAACCUACUGAGAGAACGAGUACUACCUACAAGGCUGCAACAAAAAAAAAAUUAAAAAAAAAAAAAAAAAAAAAAGAAGCAACAAUGACAGAAAAGUUCUAUUUUAUUAAUUUUUGUACGUGUCGUGUUUGGAGUUUGUCUUAGGUAUGAACAUGGAAUUCUCUAAUAAAAGCCAAGUCUUGGAUCUCACCCCUGCCCUCUCAUUCUUGGCGGUUUCCCGAUGAUUUUUCCAUUUUCCAGGGACAUUCCUGGUCCUGAAGGAGAUUUUUGCUCCCUCUGGGCUCCAGGACAAGGAACUCCGUGAGCACAGAAGUUACAGUGGAGAGAUAAAUCGGAUUUAAUCUGAUUUUCCCCCUUUUUUUGGGUGGAAUCUCAAAUGGAAACCUUUUCACCAAGAGAAUUUCCUGGCUGAUGUUUCUGCCUUUAGCUCCUCUCGCUUUAUUUUAUUUUUUUUUUCCUCUCUUUUUUUUUUUUAAUUUUUAUUGUUACAGUACAAAGAGUUAUGAGGAAACGCCGUCCCAUCUCCACAAUAAAUCAAGGAAACGGGCAAAAAAAAAAAAAAAAUAAAUCUGCGCUCUCAUUUAUCUACCAAAGAUACCCAACAUUUGCCCAGCACCUUUCAAACAUCUGCUCCCUUCGCUCCGUGCCCCCAAAUCAAAGCGGGAAAAAAAAAAAAUUAAAUUUAAAAAUUCCCAGAUUUCCAGGGAAUUCACCCGGGAAAAAAAAAAAAAAAAUCUCAGCGUCACGAAUAAAAGAAAAAAAAAGUGGAAAAAUUCUAAAAGCAGCUUUUUGGAGAGGAGAAAUUUGAAUUUUCUCCUUGCCAGAGCUGGGGAUGGGAGCGGGGAAGGCUUUGAGUCCUCACCGAGGAAUUUCUUGCGAAACACCCGAAUUUUCCCGGGUUUAUGGGGAAUGGAAUGAGAAGGAUUUUGAUUUUUUUUUUUUUUUUUCUCAGCCGGGUGGGGGAUUUGGGAGUGGAAAAGGGUCCUGAGGAAGGGCUCGGUGGGAGCAGCCACGAGCCGGAUUUAAUGCCAGCCACUUCUAAAAUCAAUUCAUGCAGAAGCUUCCCAGCUGUAGGACAUUUGCUGUUAUUGCCACGCUUUUCAUUGCCCGUAAUUAUUAUAAUUAUAUGUCACUUUCAAUAUGGCUCAUCCUUCCCAACGAGUUGCAGGCGAGACCCAUGAAAUUCCUGAACUGCCUUGGAGGAAAAAAAAAAAAACAACAAAAAAAACAACAACAGGAAAAAUAUUAAAGAAAAAAAAAAAAAAAAAAAAAAAAGAGAGACAGAGAAAUGGAGAGAGGUAGGAAAAAAGAGAAGAAGGAGAAAGGGAAAAAAAAAGGAAAUGAAUGGCUGGAAAAGCCCGGCGCUUUCCCAGCGUUGUCCCCAAAUUUCCGAGCGCUUUCACUCCCCAAAAUUCGCUGCGGGUCGAGGAACGGGAAGGAAAAUCCAAAAUCCGCGCAGCUCAAGGCUCAGAGAGGACGCGAAACGCUCAGGAACAGGAACAUCCCAAAAAGCGACUUUGCCAACCAUUCCCACCGCCGGAUUUUGAAUUUUUUUUUUUUUUUUUUCUCUUUUUCCCACCCAUUCCCCCCCAGAGUUUGGUUUUUUUCCCCUCUCCAGAAUUAAGGUGCGAGCUCCAAGAGGAGCGAAGGAAAAACUCGACUUUUCCAGGCGGAACAACCGCGGAGAAACCACCCAAAAAAAUUCACUCCUGGCCACUCUUGCAGCUCACAGAGACCUCCCA
This is a messenger RNA of Oenanthe melanoleuca, 4590 nucleotides long. RefSeq names its product homeobox B6 (gene HOXB6). The record is from RefSeq and is a predicted model, not a curated record. Gene Ontology annotation, biological process: anterior/posterior pattern specification; regulation of transcription by RNA polymerase II. Bases 1282 to 1965 code for a protein of 227 amino acids. NCBI's taxonomy places the organism in Eukaryota, Metazoa, Chordata, Aves, Passeriformes, Muscicapidae. The transcript has 2 exons. Gene Ontology annotation, molecular function: RNA polymerase II cis-regulatory region sequence-specific DNA binding; DNA-binding transcription factor activity, RNA polymerase II-specific. Gene Ontology annotation, cellular component: nucleus.